AUGCCUCUCUACCGCCGCCAGAAUGACAACGACGAGACCACCUCCUCGACGAAGACCGCCUCGACCCCCACGUCCAAAUCCGCCUCCUUAAAGACCGAACCCACCGCGUCCAGCAGUCCCUUCGUCGUGCCCAAGCCUUUCGACACAGCGCUAUCCAAUAACUUCACAGCCGGUUGCGCAACCUUCUUCCGCCGUCUUUUGGGCGACGAGACCUUCCAGCAAUGCCAUCCUUUCUCGUUGCUACUGCAGACCUCCAGUGGCUUCUUCGAUGCCUCGAAAUCCUAUAUUCGCAUUACGCAGACCCUCGAGGCGACAUGUAGAGCGAACGAGACAAUAUGCACAGACGCGAUGAACGGGCUGGCGAGAGAACUGGUGCAGGACAGCAAUUGCGCGACCGACUAUUCGAACGACAACCCGCAGGUGCUGCAGGCAUACAACGGGCUGAUUGCUUACGAGCCACUGUAUCAAGCAAGUUGUCUAAGGGACAGCGAGGGAAGCUACUGUUACGCCAACGCCGUCACCAACACGUCGGCUACCACCGAUUCCUAUCCCUACUACCUGCCCCUCGGUGUCGACCUGCCAGGAGGUGCCCGUCCCACAUGCAAUUCCUGCCUCCAGAACGCGAUGGCCAUCUUCUCCGCCUUCGCCGGCAACACCUCCCAGCCCAUCAGCAAGACCUACAACGCCGGCGCCCAGCAGAUCCAAGUCGCCUGCGGUCCCCAGUUCGUUAACAAGACUGCAACCCCCCAGAAAGGUGCUGCCUCCCCCGCCCUAGCGACUGCAUCGUUCGCGCCGACCAUCACUUUAAUCGCCAUGAUCUUCGUCUUCCUGUUCCAGUGA
Molecule: messenger RNA, 840 nt
Organism: Aaosphaeria arxii CBS 175.79
Lineage: Eukaryota; Fungi; Ascomycota; Dothideomycetes; Pleosporales
Exons: 3
Coding region: 1-840 (279 amino acids)
Source: RefSeq, a predicted model, not a curated record